Molecule: messenger RNA, 2505 nt
Organism: Lathyrus sativus (Indian pea)
Lineage: Eukaryota; Viridiplantae; Streptophyta; Magnoliopsida; Fabales; Fabaceae
Source: the annotation of a GenBank genome assembly
AUGUUCAUCAAUAUGAGGAAAUCAUGGUUCUGGCUUUCUCUUCUUAGCCUCUUCUUCUCUUUACACUUAUAUCAUUCUCUUGCAGCUUUAACAACCAUCUCAACAAACCAAUCUCUCUCUGGUGACCAAACUCUUAUCUCUAAAGGAGGAAUCUUUGAAUUGGGUUUCUUCAAACCAGGUAAUAGUUCCUCUAAAUACUACAUAGGAAUAUGGUACAAAAAGGUUAGCCAACAAACAAUUGUGUGGGUAGCCAACAGAGACAAUCCUGUCUCUGAUAAAAACACUGCAACCUUAAAAAUCUCAGAUGGUAAUUUAGUUCUAUUAGACCAGUCUUCAAAACAAGUUUGGUCAACAAACAUGAGUUUUCCUCAGUCAGAUUCUGUUGUAGCUAUUCUUCUAGAUACUGGAAAUCUUGUUUUGAGAAAUAGGCCUAAUGAUGAUGCGUCAGAUCCUCUAUGGCAGAGUUUUGAUCAUCCAGCAGAUACAUGGCUUCCUGGUGGCAAAAUUAGGCUAGACAAUAUAACAAAGAAGCCUCAGUAUCUGACUUCAUGGAAGAAUAAGGAAGAUCCCGCGACGGGUCUUUUCUCUUUGGAACUAGACCCGAAAGGAACAAGUGCGUAUUUGAUUCUUUGGAAUAAGUCUGAAGAGUAUUGGACAAGUGGAGCUUGGAAUGGACAUAUUUUUAGUCUGGUUCCUGAGAUGAGGUUGAAUUAUAUCUACAAUUUUUCGUUUGUGACAAACAAGAAUGAGAGCUAUUUCACUUACUCCGUGUAUAACCCUUCCAUUAUAUCGCGGUUUGUGAUGGACAUAUCCGGGCAGAUCAAGCAAUUAUCAUGGUUGGAGAAUAUCAAAGAGUGGAACCUGUUUUGGUCGCAGCCAAGAGCACAGUGUGAUGUUUAUGCUUUCUGCGGUGCGUUUGGAACCUGUACUGAGAUUUCGAAGCCGUAUUGUAAUUGCUUGAGUGGAUUCGAGCCAAAGUCACAGUCUGAUUGGGAUCUGGAGGAUCACUCAGGCGGAUGUAUGAGAAAAACAAGGUUGCAAUGCGAGAGUUCGGAUCGCUCUAAUGGGGUAAAGGACAGGUUCCGUCCAAUCCCCAACAUGGCAUUGCCUAAACAUGCGCAAUCUGUGAGAUCGGGGAACGCAGAAGAAUGUGAAUCCAUAUGCUUGAACAACUGUUCUUGUUCUGCUUAUUCAUAUGACAGUAAUGGAUGUUCGGUUUGGAUUAAAGACCUACUGAAUCUGCAACAGAUUUCUUCAGAUGACAGCAGUGGAAAAACUUUGUAUCUAAAACUCGCAGCAUCAGAAUUUAGUGAUGCUAAAAACAGUAACAGGUUGAUCAUCGGUAUUGUAAUAGGCGCGGUAGUUGGCAUAGGUCUUCUCUUGGCCCUUCUUCUGUUUUUCGUGUUUAGGCGAAGAAAGCGAACAGUUGGAACAGGUAAGCCUGUGGAGGGUUCGUUGGUGGCAUUUGGUUAUAGAGAUAUGCAAAAUGCGACGAAGAAUUUCUCUGAGAAAUUAGGAGGAGGUGGAUUCGGUUCAGUUUUCAAAGGAACAUUAGCCGAUUCAAGUUUAGUGGCAGUGAAGAAGUUGGAAAGUGUUAGCCAAGGAGAGAAGCAGUUCAGAACAGAAGUGAGUACAAUAGGGACAGUGCAACAUGUUAACCUUGUUCGUCUCCGUGGAUUCUGUUCGGAAGGUACUAAGCGGAUGCUGGUUUAUGAUUACAUGCCAAAUGGUUCAUUGGAUUUCCAUUUAUUCAUGAAGAAGGAUACUUCUGAGGUUUUGAGCUGGAAAAUGAGAUACCAAAUAGCUCUUGGAAUUGCAAGGGGAUUGACUUACCUCCACGAAAAGUGCCGAGACUGCAUCAUACACUGCGAUGUAAAGCCGGAAAACAUUCUCUUAGAUACAGAUUUUUGUCCGAAAGUCGCGGACUUUGGCCUAGCUAAGCUAGUUGGGCGAGAUUUUAGCAGGGUCCUAACAACCAUGAGAGGAACAAGAGGCUACCUUGCGCCAGAGUGGAUUUCAGGGGUGGCUAUUACAGCGAAAGCCGAUGUUUACAGCUACGGAAUGAUGCUUUUCGAGGUUGUAUCAGGUAGGAGAAACUCUGAGGCAUCGGUAGACGGUCAAGUUACUUUCUUUCCUACCUUAGCUGCAAAAGUAGUCAUUGAAGGUGGCAGUGCGAUCACCCUUUUGGAUCCUAGAUUGGAGGGAAACGGGGACGUUGAAGAAGUUGCGCGAAUAAUAAAAGUGGCUUCUUGGUGUGUCCAAGAUAAUGAAAAUGAAAGGCCAACAAUGGGUCAGGUAGUUCAAAUUCUUGAAGGGAUUUUGGAAGUGAACCUGCCUCCGAUUCCAAGAUCCCUUCAAAUGUUUGUUGAUAAUCAUGAGGACAUGGUUUUCUACACCGAUUCUAGCUCAACUCAAAGUUCACAGGUUAAGAGUAACAUCUCAACAAGCUCUCAAGUCAAAAGCAAUAUCUCAUCAGUUAGCUCUAAUUUAUCAGCAGAAAUUUAG